GGAUAGCCUGUGAAGAUAUUAUUAAUUAAAUUAAAACAUGGACAUUGUAAAAUGUUGCUGCUAUUUGGCCAAUAGUGGGCGCUGCAUUGCUAAUCUCUGGCUCUCUUCCAGUUUGGUUUUUGUCCCGUCUUUCUGUCCAUCACCCCCAGCCAUUAAUUGAAGGAUGAUGGCUGCCCCUCUCUGAACUUGAUACUGUUGGAGGUAUCCUCCUCUUAAAAGGAAGUUUUUCUUCCCCACUAUCGCCAAGUCCUUCCUCAAAGGGGAUUUUUCAAUUUUGGGGAUUUUCUCUGUGUUAUUGUAGGGUUUCUACCUUACAAUAGAAAUACUAGAGCUCCCGAAAGCCUCAGGAAGUUUAUUAAAGUCUCAAAUUAUAAAGCAGGUAUAGUCUUAUAUAUCUUUUAUAUCUUGAGGUAAAGAUAGGAACCGGUCCCCUGAGCUGACAAAAUAUGAGUUUACAUGUUCACACUAGUUUCUCUUGUAUAUCUGAAUGUUUUUUCCUCUCUGUCUAUCAUCUGUCUACAUUAUAUUUCUGCUUUUCAUGAGUUAAAACAUUUGAAUAAAUAUCCUGUCACACCAAAGCUGUGAAAACAAAAUAAAACUCUCUGAACUUGCCUAUCAUCUAUAUCAGUAAAAAGCAGAAGUUGGCAGAAGCGAGAGAAAUGAAAGGCGUAGAAACAACUUCUUUAAAAUUCUAUUUAGUUUUAACACAGUGCUAUUUUUUGGUGCACAAGUUAUGAGAAGCUCAACAGAAAGACUUCAGCAAUGGCAGAGCAGAGGUUUAACAACACACCCGUCAAUCUAAAACUUAAAAAGCGAUGCCAGUCAGAAGUUAAAAUGAAGGAAAACAACGUGUUUGAAGAAAUGAACAUGAAAAAUAAAGGAACUAAACGAACUUCUGACACAAACGGUUACCCUUUAAGUCUUUCAGUACGAAGGCAGGAAGAAAAUUUAUAUGAAGAAAUGAACAUGAAAAACAAAGAAACUAAACAAACUUCUGACACAAAUGAUAAGCAGUGUGCAUGUAUAAAAUCUUGUACAUCAGUAACCGCUUGCUGGGGUGUUCUGUUACUGAUCAUGGCCCUUCGCAUCUAUUUUACCACAUUGUUAAUUCAUAAGAACGAAGACUUAACAAGGAGUCAACUCAACUGGACAAACACCUCCACUGCCUUUGAAACACAGAUCAGAGACCUGAGUGCAGAAAUCCAGAACCUAACAGAACAAAUAAAACUCAUGAAGAUGGAGCUCAGUCUUGGUCCAGAAAAGGCAUGCAAACCUUGUCAGGAGGGCUGGCUCCCCUUUGAGUCCAGCUGCUAUGCAAUUAAUGAUGCUGAACCUCAUCAGCAGAAAACCUGGGAAGAAGCUCGAGAAAACUGCAAGGGAAAGAUUUCCGAUUUGGCUGUUGUAAUUAAUGCAGCAGAAAAGAAAUAUAUAAGUGAGAAAAGCUGGGGGAGUUCAGGAAACAAAGGAUACUGGAUUGGUCUCAGAGUUGAAGGUGGGAAAUGGAAAUGGGUAGAUGGAAGUUAUCUGACUGAUAACUCCUGGAUUCAGCAGCCUCCUUCUGAUGGUCUCUGUGUAAUUUCUGUCGAAAACCGAGGAUUUAAAUCAGUGAGCUGUGACAAGAAGAACCAAUGGAUUUGUAAAAAAAGACCCUAACUGUCUGAAUUACCACAGUUAGACUUCAGAAGACUUUUGUGAUCUGUAAAUAUAAUUACAUAUAAGUAAAUAUUACCAUGGAAACUUCUACUCAGGUUUUGUUUUUAAAUAUUACUAAAUAAAUAAAGUUAAUUAUAAGUUUUUUUAUUGUCAAGCUGUAUAUUCGGGAGAUUCUGACUGCUGAUAUCAGCAUUUAGAAAAACGCAGUGAAAGGUUUAAAGUGUCACUCAGCUAUUGCUCUUUGUGUCACUGAAGUUUUUUGUACUUUGAAAAGAUACAGUUGGUAUAUGUCUGUGUAGCUUCUCAGUUAUCCAGGUCAUGGUCAUCUAAGGAGCUUGGAAAGAAAAGAGAGUGGACUUUUCUUGAAGACAUUUCACUUCUCAUCUGAGAAGCUUCUUCAGGUCUAAGACCAAAUGGUGGAGAGCCAAGAGGUUUUGGGUGAAACCACUGUGAGACCUUGCCUUACCCUAUAAUGUUACCCAUUGAGAUCAACUGAGGCAAGAUGUGAGUCAGUGUUAGCGCCCACUCACAUCUUGCAUCAUGUUGAUAUUCCUGUCUUAUAUUCGAGUUCAUUCUUUUUUUAGUUCAUUUUUAUCAAGUCUGUGAGUUUAUCUGUGAGAGAGAAAACACCCAUCCCCACAGUUAAGAAAUCUGCAGCACUGUGUGAGGCUAGCACUGUAAAAGAAAAAAAAGCUCAGUGUGAUAGUACCAAUCGAGCAUUCUUUAAAUCCCAUAGCUGACCAUGUUAGCAGCAAUACUCAGGUAUGUCAGCAACAACACUCAAAUGACUCCCACAGUCACCACCAGACAAGUAAAGGAUCUCGUGAGUGUCUAUAGAGCCCUUCGUGUAGUGUUUCAGGUUAAAAAUGGACGCAAAUGACUCUGUCAGUCAAAAGCAGAAGUUGGUAGAGGAAAGACUCAGGAAGCAACAGUUUAUUAUGAUCCUCCGCGAUUCAAACAGUGCUGUUUCUUGGUGUACAAGUCACAAAAAGCUCAAUGGCAAAACUGUAAGUCUGGCAGAGGAGAAGGUCAUUAAAACAAACAAAUGAGAUCAGAAGACAAGUUAAGCUUUUCAUGUAUAAUGUGUCAAGAAAAACCAAACUCAGGCUAUUGAUGUGAAUCAACUCUGCAUCUUUCAGUGAUUAUUUUUUAUCCCAUGUUAGUUUUUUGUACUGAUGUUUUUUUUCAUUAAGACUAAACAGAAAAAAAGACUACACAGCAGGGUAGAUGCUGAGCAAACUGAAAGUGCUUUCACAUAAAGAACCUAAUAUUCUCAAGGUGGCCCAAGAUAUUUACACCUACAAAAUGAUUAAUUAGAGGCUCUUCU
Molecule: messenger RNA, 2980 nt
Organism: Oreochromis niloticus (Nile tilapia)
Lineage: Eukaryota; Metazoa; Chordata; Actinopteri; Cichliformes; Cichlidae
Product: C-type lectin domain family 4 member G
Exons: 8
Coding region: 763-1653 (296 amino acids)
Source: RefSeq, a predicted model, not a curated record